AUGAGUUUAUUCCAAGUUCUCCUACUGACAUGUGUGUUGACGCUUAUGGUAAAUGGACAUAAAUCCUGCUCCAGAAAUGCUGGUCUUAUGAAGAGUAUCCAAUACCAACUUAAACUCGUUGAGGACAAUGAUGGAAAAUGUGAUUGUACAGGAAGAGUUUCAGAAUCAGGCAAAGUUGCGUUUAUGGCUAAAAAUUCAGCUGCUUUACAGAAUAUUCCGGCGAAAUCUACUGUAGUAUACAAUACAGUAAUAACAAAUGUAGGCCACGGGUACGAUAAAACUACUGGAAUAUUUACUGCUCCUACAAAUGGUGUCUACAUUUUUUCCUGGAAUGUCCUUACUCAUGCUGGCAAAUACUUCUUCACUUAUCUAACUCUAAAUGGAAAACUGAUAGUCAGAAACUACACUGGUGCACAGAAAAUUGCAGACCACAUCUCAUCAAGUCAGAAUGUUGUUCUCGAAAUAAAUAAGGACGAUAAAGUAUUCAUAAAGGUUCAAGAUGGAUAUACCGGACAGUACAUGUUUGGUGAUGAUUGGUCAUCUUUCAGCGGUUAUAAACUAUAAAAGCUAUAUAAAAUAAAAACACAAUUGUCAGAUA
Mytilus trossulus (common blue mussel) is the source of this 598-nucleotide messenger RNA. Its product is annotated as cerebellin-2-like. The transcript is spliced from 3 exons. Lineage: Eukaryota; Metazoa; Mollusca; Bivalvia; Mytilida; Mytilidae. Gene Ontology annotation, molecular function: protein binding. Bases 1 to 564 code for a protein of 187 amino acids. The record is from RefSeq and is a predicted model, not a curated record.